Arabis nemorensis is the source of this 1065-nucleotide messenger RNA. The record is from the annotation of a GenBank genome assembly. NCBI's taxonomy places the organism in Eukaryota, Viridiplantae, Streptophyta, Magnoliopsida, Brassicales, Brassicaceae.
AUGGUUUUCUCUUCUCUUCCACUGAAUCAGUUUGAUUCACAUAACUGGCAACAGCAAGGGAACCAACAACAGCUAGACCGUCUCACAACGAACCAAAACCCUAAUAAUUAUUCACCUCAGCUCUCAUCACCACCUGCUUCUCAAGCUGGCUCGAGCCAAGCUAGAGUGAAUUCGAUGGUGGAACGUGCUCGGAUCGCGAAAGUCCCACUGCCUGAAGCAGCUCUAAAGUGCCCUAGAUGUGACUCCACCAAUACCAAAUUCUGUUACUUCAAUAACUACAACCUUACUCAGCCUCGCCAUUUCUGCAAAACAUGUCGCCGCUAUUGGACACGUGGCGGUGCCUUGAGGAAUGUUCCUGUUGGAGGAGGCUUCCGGAGGAACAAGAGAAGCAAAUCCAACGGUGGAAAUGGCGGUGGGAGAUCGAAAUCUACGGUUGUGGUUUCGGCUGAUAACAAUAGUAAUACUUCAUCGCUUACUUCUCACCCAAGUUACUCAAACCCUAGCAAGUUUCUUAACUAUGGCCAAAUCCCGGGGUUUACUUCCAACUUACCCAUCUUGCCUCCUCUACAAAGCCUAGGAGACUACAAUUCAAGCAACAUCGGUUUAGAUUUUGGCGGAUUUCAAAUAAGCGGGAUGAGUUCUAGUGGUGGGAUCUUGGAUCCAUGGAGAAUGUCUUCAUUGCAACAAACUCAACAAUUCCCUUUCUUGAUCAACAAUACAGGGUUGGAGCAAUCUUCAAAUGUGUUAUAUCCACUACUAGAAGGUAAUGAAGGUGCUAAUCAAGGUGAUCCUCAACAAGCGAGUAGUGAUAAUUCCAGUCAGUUAAGGUCUAAGCCUUUGAUGAAUAUGGCUUCAGGCGGGGAUGGAGCCGCGCAACCAAGAAAUGUGAAGGCGGAAGAGAAUGAUCGGGAUCAGGAUAGGGAUGGUAACGGAGUGAAUAACUUAUCAAGGAACUUCUUGGGGAAUAUGAACAUAAAUUCAACUGGGGAGUACACAUCAUGGGGAGGUAAUAAUUCGUGGACCGGUUUCACCUCCAACAACUCAACAGGCCAUCUCUCAUUCUAA